AUGACUAUUCGAGAGUGUCAUGGUGAUAUGCAGCGAGGAAACAAUAAUUCUUCUGCAUACAACUUUGACUACUAUGAAGACACUGUCCAAACCAUGCAACAGCCUCAGCCUACUUAUCAAGCUAUGCCUAUGUAUGGGAUGCCUGUGGAACAACCUUUUGAUACCAGAUACCAAUCACAUGCAGAAAACAAUGUGGAAACGUCACUGAUGCGUAAGCCGUCGAAACGUCAAAGACAACGUGGUCGUACAUCAUCGAAUGUCUUCUCGGAAGUUGAGGUCCCUAAGGGGCAGGAGAUUGAGGAAGGUGGUGAUGAUGCUGCCCUUCAAGAAGCGACCAAGCUGCGUCGCGGUGGAAGAGUCGUACAGUUUGCGCAAGAACAGGAUGUUGAAACAAUAGAAUUUUGA
This is a messenger RNA of Trypanosoma theileri, 405 nucleotides long. RefSeq lists its product as uncharacterized. The coding region runs from base 1 to 405 and encodes 134 amino acids. The transcript has a single exon. Lineage: Eukaryota; Euglenozoa; Kinetoplastea; Trypanosomatida; Trypanosomatidae. The record is from RefSeq and is a predicted model, not a curated record.